Molecule: messenger RNA, 657 nt
Organism: Cuscuta campestris
Lineage: Eukaryota; Viridiplantae; Streptophyta; Magnoliopsida; Solanales; Convolvulaceae
Source: the annotation of a GenBank genome assembly
AUUUAUUAAUUUUAAUUGCAAAAAAUCAAAGGGAGAUAGUACAACUCCAUCCGUAUUAUUUAAAGUUAUCACGGUCUAUAAAUAUCGUUCCACUCCCAUUAUGUUUUCACCAAUAACCAUUGUCCUCUCUUAUUCUUAGUUACGUUCCCAUCUACCCCUUCCCUCUCCCAAUAAUGGAUAGAAAGCCAUGCAACUCUCAAGAAGUUGAAAUAAGGAAGGGGCCUUGGACUAUGGAAGAGGACUUGAUUCUCAUAAACUACAUUUCUAAUCAUGGUGAAGGUGUUUGGAACUCCCUAGCUCGCUCUGCCGGUCUGAAACGAACUGGGAAGAGUUGCCGCCUACGGUGGCUGAACUACCUCCGGCCUGACGUCCGGCGGGGAAAUAUCACGCCGGAGGAACAACUUUUGAUCAUGGAAUUGCAUGCCAAGUGGGGAAACAGAUGGAUGACUGGCCACCUGCGUCGCCCUUGCAUGCUAAGAUUUGUAGCGUGUCGCAAGAUUUGCUCUAUGCCUCUAUCCCAAGCUUUUUAAAGAAAGUUCGAGAAAUAAUUCUUCAUGUAGCUAUAUGGGAAUCGAUCCAUAUACAUCUCUAAUUUCUCGUUUUAAACUUUUCUCUCAACUUCUUCUUUUUCUUUUUUAAUGAAUCAUGAUCACCCCU